Molecule: messenger RNA, 1107 nt
Organism: Nelumbo nucifera (sacred lotus)
Lineage: Eukaryota; Viridiplantae; Streptophyta; Magnoliopsida; Proteales; Nelumbonaceae
Product: peroxisomal membrane protein 11C
Biological process (GO): peroxisome fission
Cellular component (GO): peroxisomal membrane
Source: RefSeq, a predicted model, not a curated record
UAAAAAACAAUAUAUUUUCAUUUCUAGUUUUGUACAUAUCGUCUGCGAGUGCCAAUAUCCUCCCCCCUCUCUCCCUCUCUUCUGAUAAUUUCUUUCAUUUUGGUUGUCUGUCUCCAAAAUUCGGAAUUCAAACCCUAAAUCUUCUUUUAGUGGUUGCAGGAUAUCGUAUAUUGAGGAAAAAAGAUGAGUACAUUAGACACAACCAGAGCAGAGCUUGCCCUUGUUGUCUUGUAUUUGAACAAAGCUGAAGCCAGGGAUAAGAUUUGCAGGGCAAUACAAUAUGGUUCAAAAUUCUUGAGCAAUGGAGAGCCUGGUACAGCUCAAAAUGUUGACAAAUCAACUAGCUUGGCUCGCAAAGUUUUCCGUCUUUUUAAGUUUGUCAAUGAUUUACAUACUCUUAUAAGCCCAACGCCUAAAGGAACUCCACUUCCAAUCAUUUUACUUGGAAAGUCCAAAAAUGCUUUGUUGUCAACUUUCUUGUUUCUGGAUCAAAUUGUCUGGCUUGGAAGAACAGGCAUCUAUAAGAACAAAGAACGUGCUGAGCUGAUUGGCAGUAUAUCUCUUUUCUGUUGGAUGGGUUCUUCAAUUUGUAGUUCUCUGGUUGAGCUUGCGGAGCUUGGAAGGCUGUCUGCAUCAAUAAAGAAGUUGGAGAAGGAGCUUAAGAACACUGAUAAAUAUCAAAACGAGCAGUACUGUAACAAGCUCAAACAGUCAAAUGAUAGGUCACUAGCGCUUGUAAAAGCACUCAUGGAUAUAGUGGUUGCAGUUGGGUUGCUUCAACUUGCACCUAAGAAGGUCACUCCUCGUGUGACAGGAGGCUUUGGAUUUGUCAGCUCUCUCAUCUCUUGUUAUCAGUUGCUUCCUUCUGCACCAAAGAGUAAAGCAGCCUGAGGAACAAAACCUAUUUUGCUUAGCAUGCAUGUGGCAUCAUAAUAACAUUCCAGAUUGGUAGGGAUAAAUCCCAUGUUAGUGUAUGCUACUGUACAAGCUGUUGAAUGGUAGAAAGAAAUUCAUGUUUCACCACUUACAUAGAUGGUCAUGAUUCAUUCAUGCUUUCUUAUAUAUCAUAGUUAAUAUAUCUUGUUGGUUAUGUUGAUUGGAUGAUUA